AGCCGCGGAGGAGUUCCAUCAUCCCCGAUGUAUCUUUCAAGACUCCGUGAUGCCAGAAACUAAAGCGCUCAUUACGCAAGUUCUACAAAGGAUAGAAGAUGUAUCCUUGAUGUGCGAUAAGAGAAUAAUGGCACUAAAGCAGCAAUUGAUCAAACCAGCUAGACCAGUACAAACCGUCACUCCAGAACCAGUCAAACCCUUGCAAUCACUGCCUCAAACUGUAAAGCCCAGCAGAAUUCUCAAAAAAGCCAACACCAUGCCAAAGAUGGAGAUGAGUCCUAUAGAGGGAGAAUCCUCAUCACCGGAAAGCGAGCCUCGAGACAUCGAAGCUUUACGUUUGAAACGCGGCCACGUUUUAGCGGAACUUGUGGAAACUGAGCGAAUCUACGUCACUGAACUUGGUUCGAUCAUUAAAGGUUACAAGAUGGAAAUGGCAAACGAGACAAUGACUCAUUUGAUACCAGCUGCACUGGUGGGCAAAGCGGACGUAUUGUUUGGCAAUUUAGAGGAUAUUUAUAUUUUUCAUGGUGAAACUUUUCUAAAAGACUUGGAGAACUGCAUUUCGAAUACUGAGCUGGUCGCUUUGUGCUUUGUUCAAAGACGCGAAAUAUUCUUUAGAUUGUAUAGUUAUUAUUGUCAAAAUAUUCCGCGAUCUGAGAAAUUGCGCGAACAGAUACAGACCGAACCGCAGUUUCUCGCAGCUUGUCAGCAGAAACUUGGUCACAAGUUGCCGCUUGCUGCCUAUCUUCUCAAGCCCGUUCAACGGAUUACCAAAUACCAAUUAUUGUUAAAGGAUUUAUUAAAGUACAGCGAUGAACCUUCAUACUGCACCGAAUUGCAAGAGGCGCUUGAUUGCAUGUUAGUUGUGUUAAAGUGCGUCAAUGACAGCAUGCAUCAAACUGCAAUAACGGGUUUUGGAGGUGAUCUGAGUGCACAGGGUGAAUUGUUGUUGCAAGGCUCGUUUAGUGUUUGGAGCAGCAGUAAACGGGAGCGACUAUUGCGACUGAAACCAUCUCAACGGCAUAUCUUCUUAUACGAGAAGGCUUUGAUAUUUUGUAAGCAUAGCAAGCCUCAAGCUCACAACAAGGCUACAUACCAUUUUAAAAGAUAUUUGAAGAUGUCUCAGAUUGGUUUGACAGAGUCGGUGAAAGGAGAUGCUAGACGGUUCGAGAUAUGGUUGCAGGGCAGGGCUGAGGUACACACGAUACAAGCGCCCAGUAUCGAUAUUAAGCAAUCCUGGGUACGUCAGAUCAAAGGUGUUCUGAUGUCUCAGUUAGCCGAACUCAAAGGAAAACAGAAUUCGGCUCUUGGAAAAUCCAAUCAUAAGCCGUUGCGACAAACAAUCUCGUGGGAAGCUCAAAGCAGUAUAUCAGGAUCUUUGCGAACACUAUCCGUCGACGGUAACAGCGUUAUCUCGCACAUAACCGAUGUUUCGCAAUCCACGGAGGAGGAUGUGGCAUGGAGUUCGGAAAAUAGCAAUACGGAUGAGGAAGACGCUUUUGGCGAUAAUCCAGGACCGGCACCGGGUGGAAGAUACGUGGCGUUGGCAGAUUAUUGCGCGGUGGGACAGUCGGAAGUCACGAUGCGCGAGGGUGAUACCUUGGAACUUCUAAAAGUCGGCUGUGCUGGCUGGUGGUUUGUCAAACUGAUCGGCACUAGCAUGGAAGGCUGGGCGCCCGCGGCGUACCUGGAACCGAUUAGUCGCAAAACGUCACGCAGUUCGCAGUCGGUCAACAGUCAAGAGGCUAUAUGAAACAGGCGACUAACACACUAGAGAGCUUGCUAGUGUGUUAGAGCUUUGCUUAUCUCAAGCUUGAGAUUGCCAGUUGUAUUGUUGUAUUGAGAAACAUUUACUGUUGAAAACGAUGAGGCAAAUCGCAGUUCGGUCAAAGAUCAAAUUUUCACCGACUGCUGACGCUGAUGCACGCAUACAUUCG
This is a messenger RNA of Formica exsecta, 1937 nucleotides long. Its product is annotated as guanine nucleotide exchange factor DBS-like. Gene Ontology annotation, cellular component: cytoplasm. The record is from RefSeq and is a predicted model, not a curated record. The transcript has 10 exons. Gene Ontology annotation, molecular function: guanyl-nucleotide exchange factor activity; protein binding. Gene Ontology annotation, biological process: intracellular signal transduction. NCBI's taxonomy places the organism in Eukaryota, Metazoa, Arthropoda, Insecta, Hymenoptera, Formicidae. Bases 50 to 1753 code for a protein of 567 amino acids.